Messenger RNA from Rhineura floridana, 10559 nucleotides. It is a transcript of the gene DSEL, whose product is annotated as dermatan sulfate epimerase like. Gene Ontology annotation, molecular function: sulfotransferase activity; chondroitin-glucuronate 5-epimerase activity. The record is from RefSeq and is a predicted model, not a curated record. NCBI's taxonomy places the organism in Eukaryota, Metazoa, Chordata, Lepidosauria, Squamata, Rhineuridae. Bases 1790 to 5449 code for a protein of 1219 amino acids. The transcript has 2 exons.
CUUCCCUUCCUCUCCCUCCGAGCUUUGAAGAGCCGAGCUCCGGGCAAGCUAAGGGCAGCGGCUUCACCGACUCGCGAAGGGCAUGUGUAAAGCCCUUGCACAUGCUCAGUGGGAGGGGGGCGCGCAGCAGGAGUUACAAAGCUGAGCUGAAAAUGAGCAGAUGCUUGCUAUUGCAAAGCCAGCGAGACCCACCUUAGCUCCGCCUGGCUUGAGAAAGCUGCCGCCGCUGCCCGCCGUUCCGCUCUUCCGGUGCCUUCUCCGGUGCCGAACUGCCAACCGCAGCGGUCGCUGAAGCGGAGAGAGGCAGACGCCGGUGUCACCAGCCUAAACGGGAAGGAACGUGGCUCAAUCUCAGCCGGAGGAGCGUCCACGACUUCAGGCAGAGUCCGCCCUGGACUAGCGGCAUCCCGUCUGGAUCGCCUCUGCGGAAGUCAAGUUCUUUGCAGGAGUUGGAUUUUAGUGCAUGGUGGUGGUCUGUUCCCCUUUCUCCCUUUGAAAAUAAUAAGAAUAAUAAUUCUUUUCUCUGCAAGCAUUAUCACUCUUUCGCUGGAAUGCCACUGCCUGCCUUCCUCCCCCGUUUUGAAAGUCAAGACUUUUAUUUUAGGGCUGCCUGAUAUAUAGCAUCGUUCUACUUUUUCUUUUUUUGGAAAAGCAAAGUACGGAAGAGUUGACAGGUAGUAUCCCUGUCCAGAUUUGAGGACAAUGCCUUUUGAUGGGCAGCUGAAGUUAAAACCAUGCUGUUUUAAAACAAAAACUGGCGAGUGCGAAUAAAGAUAGAAGGAGGGGCGGGGGCAGAAAGAAAGGAGCCAUGUGGCAACCGGAUAUUUAUUCUUCUCAACGCUGAUGGGCUGUGAUCCCCGCAAAGUAGGCUGCUUAAGACAAGAUCAACAUGCAAAGUGAACAGACUCCAAAACCAGCUGUGUGUGCAUCCUAUCUGGUAUCUUUAAUUUGGCUUUGUGAUGAGGAGAUAAAGCUAACUGAAACUCCAAGGCAGAGUCUAGCUUCACAGACUGAUGAGAACAUGAAGAUAAUGAAGGGAGGCAUGAAAGUGACUAAUCUCUUACAUGUGCAUCAAACCCAACAGAGCUUUCACAACUGGAGGUUAGCAAGUGUUAGAAUUAUGGCAGCUCUACCAAAAUUGGCUGACGGGAACAUUUUGCUGAGUCUCCCUCCCCCACCAAAAUAAAGGACAAACUUUUUGUAUGUGUGUACUGUGUGAGAAAGGGAGAAAAGAAGACAACAUGGAUUCAUUCUUUCAUCUCUUCGGCACUAACUUGCAUUUGUUUCCUAAUUUUCUAUGCAUGUGUUGUAUCAGUUCCACCCUCCCACAGCAGAAAGCCAUGAAUGUUAAAGCUGCAGUUUUAAAAACAAGCAAGGACGAUUCAAUGAUAAAGUAUCAUGCUGGAUGUGAUUUUUUUUAAAAUCCCCCUACACUUCACGGCUUAAUAGGCAUCCUUUUGACAUCAAAAUUACAUGUUAGUCUGGUGUACACGGAAGUUGGUGAGAGGGUGCAUUCUUUUUAUCCUCUGGGUUUUCACUGUGGCUACAUAGUUUCUCCUCAAAACACCUACAUUUCAGCGUUGUUCAGUGCUGUGCCUAAUGACCGCAUCUGCGGAGAACUGUGUGUACCUUGUAACAUUAUGUUCCCCACCGCUAUCACCACCUGGGUUUGUGUCAAAAGCUUUCAAGUGUGUUUUCCCACGCCGGUAGCUUGAUUCAUGUUUGAAAUCUGAACAGUGUGUUUUUCAAAGAAGUGUAUGCCUGAAGGGAGGAAACUGCCUCAUGGAUCAUGGCUCUCAUGUUUACAGGACAUUCCUUAUUUCUAGCAUUAGUGAUGUUGGCAGUCUCCACUUUUGAAGUGUCUGUAAGCAAUUACUCUGACUGGGUGACUUUUACCGAGGAUGUGGGUCGGUACGAGAAGCAGAGGCUCGAAGAUCUCAGGAUUAGUCAGAAGAUGAAAAAAGCCGUUCUUCACCCAAGCUUAUAUUUUAAUGCUGAAGAGGUCCCAGCGCUGAGGCAAAAAUCUCACACCAGCCACCUCCACCUUUUCAGAGCCAUCAGAAGUGCAGUGUCAGUGAUGCUGUCCAAUCCAUCCUACUACCUACCUCCACCCAAGCAUGCAGAUUUUGCUGCAAAGUGGAAUGAGAUAUAUGGAAACAAUUUGCCUCCCUUAGCAUUCUAUUGCCUGCUGUGCCCUGAAGAUAAAGCUGCCUUUGAUUUUGUGCUAGAAUAUAUGGACAGGAUGGCUGGAUACAAAGACUGGCUGGUGGAGAAUGCCCCAGGUGAUGAAGUUCCUCUUGGGCACUCCUUAACCGGCUUUGCCACUGCUUUUGAUUUUUUAUAUGCCUCAUUGGAUGAUGUCAGAAGGCAAAAAUACUUUGCCAAGAUAUGGGCCAUGACUGAGGAAAUGUAUGAGUAUUCCAAAGUCCGUGCCUGGGGCAAGCAACUUCUUCAUAAUCACCAAGCUACUAAUAUGCUAGCAUUGCUCAUUGGGGCCCUGGUAACUGGAGGGGGCCUAGAGUCCCAAGCAAAUAACUGGAAGCAUGCUGUAGUGAAUGUGAUGGAAAAAACCAUGUUUUUGCUCAACCAUAUUGUUGAUGGCUCUUUAGAUGAAGGUGUGGCUUACGGGAGCUACACAGCCAAAUCGAUAACCCAGUAUGUCUUUCUGGCUCAGCGCCACUUUGGGAUUAACAAUCUCGAAAACCACUGGCUCAAAAUGCACUUUUGGUUUUAUUAUGCUACCCUUUUGCCAGGCUUUCAGAGGACUGUAGGCAUAGCUGAUUCUAAUUAUAACUGGUUUUAUGGCCCUGAAAGCCAGUUGGUUUUCCUAGAUAGGUUUGUGCUGAAGAAUGGGGUAGGUAAUUGGCUUGCGCAACAGAUUAGAAAGCACCGUCCAAAGGAUGGUCCAAUGGUGCCAUCCACUGCCCAGAGGUGGAGUACCCUUCACACUGAAUACAUAUGGUAUGACCCGGGUCUAACUCCCCACCCUCCACCUGACUAUGGCACUGCUAAAAUGCACGUGUUCCCUAACUGGGGGGUAGUUACAUAUGGAGCAGGGUUGCCAAAUGAUCAAACAAAUUCCUUUGUUUCUUUUAAAUCUGGAAAGCUGGGUGGCCGUGCUGUCUACGACAUAGUCCACUUCCAGCCAUAUUCUUGGAUUGAUGGGUGGCGAAGCUUCAACCCAGGGCACGAACAUCCUGAUCAAAACUCUUUUACCUUUGCUCCUAAUGGGCAGGUGUUUGUCUCUGAGGCCCUUUAUGGACCCAAACUUAGCUACCUGAACAACGUUCUGGUGUUUGCUCCAUCUCCCACAAGUCAGUGCAAUCAGCCUUGGGAGGGUCAGCUUGGGGAAUGCACUCAGUGGCUUAAGUGGACUGGGGAUGAAGUUGGAGAAGCAGCUGGGGAGAUUAUAACAUCAUCUCAGCACGAGGAGAUGAUGUUUGUGAGCGGGGAGGCAGCGUCUGCAUACUCAUCAGCAAUGAAAUUGAAAAGUGUGUACCGUUCGUUGCUUCUGCUUAAUCCUCAGACAUUGCUAGUGGUGGACCAUGUGGAGAAGGAGGAGGACUCUCCCAUCAACUCCAUCAGUGCCUUUUUUCAUAACCUGGACAUUGACUUUAAAUAUGUACCAUAUAAAUUUAUGAGCAAAUACAACGGAGCCAUGAUGGACGUCUGGGAUGCCCACUAUAAAAUGUUUUGGUUUGACCAUCAUGGAAAUAGCCCUGUAGCUAGGAUACAAGAGGCAGAGCAGGCGGCCGAAUUCAAAAAGAGGUGGACCCAGUUUGUAAAUGUCACUUUCUCCACAAAGAGUACUGUGGCAAGGAUUGCCUACAUGUUCCACGGGCCUUAUGUCAAUAUUUCUAGCUGUGGGUUUAUUGAUGACGCCCAGUCAGGGUAUCAGAUUUCUCUCAAUGUCAACAAUACAGAAACAGUUAUCUCUGUCGUUACAGACUAUUUGAAUCUGAGGACGAGGUUCAGUUAUUUAGGCUUUGGUGGCUACGCCAAGGUAGUCACUCAGGGAAAAGUGACAAGAUUUGGCCUGGGCACUGAAGCUAUAGAAAAGCAGGCACCGAGUAACAGAACUGUUUUCCCCUUUGGAUUUAAAGUGAAUGUCAUUGCAGGGCUGAUCCUGGGGAUUAGUUUGGCCGUGCUGGCCUUUCAGUGGCGGUUUUACAUCUCCUUCAGCAAACUCUUGCGCUGGAUCCUAAUCCUGGUCAUCGCGUUGUGGUUUGUUGAAUUGGUAGAUGUGUGGAGCUCUUGCACUCAGCCAAUCUGUGCAAGAUGGAGUACUGACGUGGCAAGUGCAGAGCGCAAUGCAGGGACGGACCAGGGACACGCUGUGAGUUUGCCUGAUGUGAUCAUUACCUCUCUCCCCAGUUCAGGUGCAGAAAUUCUGAAGCAACUGUUCUUCAACAGCAGUGACUUCCUCUAUAUCAGGAUCCCUGCAGGCUACCUUGAUAUCCCUGAAGCUGAAUUUGAGAUUGACUCCUUCGUAGAUGCCUGCGAGUGGAAGGCAUCUGAUGUUCAGAGUGGCCGUUUCCGGCUGUUCCAGGGCUGGCUGCAUUCCCUAGUCAAAGACACGAAACUCCACUUGCAGAAUAUUCAUUUACAUGACACCAGCAGAAGUAAGGUAGCUCAGCAUCCAGCCACCAGUAAAGACAAAAAGAGACGGCCCAGAAAGAGAGAAUCCAUAGCAGAACAAAGAAACCGAUUGAAAGGGAGCUCAGACAAAGAUGCUGAAUACAUUAGGGACCUGAGGAGACAUCUUGACUCUUAUCCAAAUGCACGCCCUGUGCUUAGUCUGAGCAGUGGGAGCUGGACAUUGAAGCUGCCUUUCUUUCAAGAAAUCAUAGGCCCUUCAUUGAGAGCACUCUACGUAGUACGAGACCCACGGGCAUGGAUCUACUCAGUACUGUACAAAAGCCAGCCUAGCCUUUAUUCCUUGAGGAAGGUUCCCCAGCGCUUAGCAAUGCUGUUUCAAGCCGAGGGAAGGGGGAAAAAGUGUCACUUAAAUUCAGGCUAUGCCUUUGAAUAUGACUCGCUCAGGGAGGAACUCUCUGAUUCGCAUUCCAAUGCCGUUUCUGUGAUGUCCCAUUUAUGGCUGGCAAACACGGCAGCAGCCCUGAGACUCAAUGGGGAUUUGCUGCCGGCUAAUUACCAACUGGUGAAGUUUGAAGACCUUGUCAACUUUCCUCAGAAGAUAGCUGAGUCCAUCUAUGCCUUUCUCGGCAUCCCUCUGUCUCCCACUAGCUUAAACCAAAUCAUGUUUGCCACAUCCACCAAUCUUUUCUACCUUCCUUAUGAAGGAGAGGUCUCCCCAGCGAGCAUCCAGGCUUGGCAACACAAUAUGCCUCGUGAGGAAAUUAAGCAGAUUGAGGACAUCUGUUUGACUGUAAUGGACCGCUUAGGCUAUCCAAAGUUUACUGAUUUAGAAGCUGCAGGUCAGCGGUAGUUUGCACUAAGGAUCCCCAGGCUCUUCAAUUUCUAGAUAAGAAUCAAAGAAGCUGGUUUAUUCUUGUAAAAUGUCUGUACAUUCUGUUACACAUGCAGAGAGAGAUUAUUUUAAAGGAAAUGAGAUAUUUGGUCUAGUAAGCUUCCCCCCCCUCCCCCUCCUCCCCCCUCCCCCUCCUCCCCUCCUAAAGAAACAAACAAAAACCCCUCAUAAUUACUUUUUCUGCCUUUGAAAAUAAAGCUGUGUGGAUCUUUACAUUCUUUUCCAGAUGGGAACUGGAUAUAGCUCAGGGGAUGGGUAGUAGGCUUUCAUUUCUAGGCUAUCAGCAUGAAUCACAGCCAGGUGGGGAGUUGCCAAGUGUUGCUAUAAUCUGCUGGUUAUUUGGUGGCCAAUGUAGGAAGAAGGCAGGUUUCAGCCCUAGUUCUCAAUGAACUGUUUGUGUCACAGAACAGACUUCACAUUUGGCAGCAAUGAUCUCCUCUGGGCUAGAUUUACUGGUAUGUUAUAUCUGCUUUCAACUACCCCAAUGGUGCUGAGAAGCUGUAAACUCAACCUAACCAGCCAGUUAAACUGUGUUUUAUGAUUGCCUAACAUCACCAGAACAACAUCUCUUUCUCGUGCUUGCAUGCACACACACGCACACACAUAUUGGCACAAUUUUGGCAUCCUAUUGGCAGACUUAGCAAAGACACCAAGACCAAAACUGAUAUGAAAGCAGAAUAAUACUCCUUAACGUGUUUCUUUGUUCUCGGCAGUGAAGAGUUUGGGUCAGGAGAAGAUUUUCUUCAGGAUAACAGUUCUGUGUGUGUGUCACACACAUGUAUGUAUAUGUGUAUCUCUCUCUCUCUCUCUCUCUCUCUCUCACACACACACACACACACACACACACAAUAGCUUGGGUCAUGCAAACAGCCCAUGUGGGCUUUGCUAUCUCAAGACUGGAUAACCUGUGGCCCCCCAGAUGGGCGACAACUCCCGUCAUCCCUGUCCACCGACCAUGCUGGCUGGGGCUGAUGGGAGUUGGAGUCUGAUGUCUGUAGGAACACAGAUUCCCCAUUCUUGUGCUAUCUGAUUGGCUGUGCAAAAAGGUAUUGGACCAAUGAAGGUUUAUAGAUAAGGUAGAACCACCUCUUUUUUCCUCCAUAAGAUCUUUCUGUGCAGCAGCAAAGCAAUCUACGCGUAACAUACUUUGUGACAGAUUUUCACUGAAGCUUCUUGGUAGUAAGGGUGUGUGUGUGUGCGUGCGUGUGCACAUGGGGUGGAUAGAAUAUAGUCUGUGGAGUUUGAGUUAAGUUCUGGCUCAAUCUGGAACAAUGGGGAAGAUGUAUGCAGAUCUCACAGCAUUUGAUGCCCUCCUCACUAUAAUGUAUUUAUCCUACUAACUCCAGGAUAGCUCCAUUGCCUUUAAUAGAAUGACUAUUGUAAAAUUGCAGCCUAAGGCUGGUUUCUAUCUUUACCAAAAAUUUCCUUUCAUGUGCAAUAUAUAAAGGUAGAGAUGAUUGUGGUAGCAUCUCCAUGCGGCAGGAUUAUAGCAAAUUUAAAUUUUACCAGGUGGAACAAUGUCAAAUAAUGCCAGUCCUUUGCAGAAAUCAUAGUGGUAAAUAUGUGGUCAGGGAGUGGGGCCAUACCUCAUGACCCCACCCCGGUGUCACAUGUACCCUCAGCCCUGAAUACUGAAUGCAUAUUGAAGCCUGUGUGCUUACCUAGAGCCAUUAUUAUGGUGUAGUGUUUACAGUGUCAGGCUAGGACUGGGAAAGUUUCUGGUUCAAAUCCUCACUCAGACAUAAAGCUCAUUGGGAGACCACUCUCUCUCAGCCUAACCUACUUUACAGUGAGAAGGUUGUGAGAAUAAAAUGAGGUUGGAGGAGGGAGAAUCAUGUGCACACCUUUGAUCUCCUUGAAGCAGUGUGGGAUACAAAUGCAAUCGUUUUUACUGCUGAAUGCACAAAGACUUUUUUGCAAUUGAGAACACUUUGCAAUAUGAGUUCCAAAUCAUGUACACACCCUAUGCGGCUAUUUUCUCAUAAUCUUCUUUUCAAAGACCAUGCUCAAAGCAUGUGUGCUACAUGUAUCUAUAGUAUGUGUGUCCAUGCAUGAGAGACAGAAAGAGAGAGAGGUAACAUAAAUGGCUAGAGGACUGGCAAGAGCUACAUCAUAAAUGACACAAUAAAUAGCAACUCAUCUUUCUUGUCACAUUUUCAUAGGGACAUUGGAAGCUGACAUAUACUGAGUCAGACCAUUGAACUAUCUAACUCAGUAUUGUCUACCCUGACUGGCAGCGGCUUUCCAACUUUUCAGACCAGGACUCUCUCCCGGCCCUACCUGGAGAUGUCAGGGACUGAACUUGAGACCGUCUGCAUGCAAAGCAGAUUAUCUACUACUGAGCUACAGUCCUCACUUUAGCUGCUAAAUUUAAUUUAGCACUGAAUACAAACCCUGCCAGGAUCAGAGCUCCCAAAUGGAGUUAAUUCCUGCCUUUUGGCACUGCAUGCCUUGCUUUCAGCAGGAAGCUUUGCAGCUGUGAUUUGAAUUCAAGCCAGGGCUGCAAAGGAAGAAGUUGGAGCAAACUUAAAGUGUGUUCUCAGUUCUUUAUGUUGAAUCACCUGAUGUCAUCCAAUGUCAGGUGAUUAACAAAUAGGUGGUCUUGCCCACCAGUCAAAAAUGGCCCACAGAGGGUGAGCCAAUUUUGCAUUCAGCCCAUCAGCUGAAUCCAGUUCACCACCCCUACUUUAGUACAUCAAAAAUGCUAAGCUGAAUCAAGACUUGAGAUAUAAGCACACUUAGCAGAGAAAUUAGAAUUACUAGGGAACUGAACUCAUGAGACAACUAACAAAACAUGCUUAGGAUCAUGCUGCUUAUCUUCAAUACAAGUCAUAGUGACUUUCAAGUAAAAAUCCAAUGGAAGUUAAUCACAUUUAUUGAUGUGUUUCUGUGGGUCCAGCAACAAGUUUAUCAGCAAUUAUUUUUGGCUGUAUUUCUUCAAAAGUAAAAGUUUUUUUUUCUAAAAACAAUUUUUUAAUGCAGGUGUGGGAAACAUUUUUCUCAAUGUUGCUGAACUACAACUCCCAUCAGCCACAUCAAGCAUGGCCAAUGGCCAGGGAUGAUGGGAAUUAUAGUUCAACAACAUAUGGAGGGCCAAAGAUUCCCUGCACCUAUUUUAAUGGGACUUUUAAGACUGUGGACCUGAGGAAGCAGGGACUUGUGUGUGUUAUUUCUGUGCAUCCCCUAGUGCAUAUUAGUCAUUUACUAAAAAAUAAAUUGUGAUUAUGAUCAGCAGCACAAUCCUAACCAUGUUUACUCAGAAAAAUCAUGUUGAAUUCCAUGGGGCUUACUCCCAGAAAAGUGGGGUAAGGACCACACCCUUACUUGCAAGUGAAUUUGCUUAGGAUUGUGGCAUUAAUACACUGAAUUUAUAAAGAACGUUGGGAUGACCUUAUGCUUUCUCCUUGCCUCACAUGAUUACUUUCCACUUGUGCCUGAAAUCCUGGUGAUGGUGAAUUAUAUUUAAUCUCACCAAUCCCUUUUUGAAUUCUACUUGUGUUUUCCAUUGUAUAGAAAAUCAGCUCAAUUGUUCCUUAAUUUGCACCAAAAUAUUUGCUUGAUUUAGAUGUAGCCACCUUCCUGCACACUGCUCUUCCACCUUUCUAAGCAACAGACUCUUUUCCCUUCUUUUCAAAGAAAUGUUGGAUGUAUUUUCCUAAUCUAUUGCUUCAUAUUCUCUGGAGAAGAAUACAUUCUCUAAAAGUCUGCACUUGUGUAAAUCAAGCCCCGGAUGCUAUCAGAGACAUCCAUGCUUUUUUCUCUCCUCCCCUCCCUUUUUUUUCUGUCUGGCAUUUCGUUUCAAAUGAAGUUACUAUAAAAUGUUUCAUCUUAUUUGUUUGAACCAGAAUCGGAGUUUGAUGCCACAAUGUUGCAAUGAGCUGGUUGAGUAAUUGCCAUUGGAGGGGGGUGACAAACAAUUAACUGUCAAAAUUUAAUGCAUUUGUCUUUGCAGACUGAUAUGAUAUCCUCUCUAUGAUCUUGAAUGCUUUCUUGUGGAGUCUUCUAAUCCUCCCACCCUCCUACCCUCCCUUUACAUGUUGCAACAUUCUGUGAUCUCUCAUUCUGACCUAGAUAAAAGUCGCUCGUUCCCAGCCGUUCAUUUUUAUGUCAAAAUGUGCCUCUAGCCUGAUAAAGCUGUUGAUAUGUUGCAGUUGCACGAAGUAUAACUUGGCUGUCACUUGUCUUGUAUUAGAAGAGGGACUGGCAGCCCUCCUCCUUUUUUACCUCCAGGGCUUUCCUCUGGCUCGACAGAAUGUCAGAUGCUAAAGGAAACAGCAAAGUGUAUUAAUGUGCAUUGGUGUGUCAGUGAAACCUUGGAUCACAGCUUUUUAUUCCUGCCAAGCUAUUUCUCUCCAUUUCCUGCCCUCCUGUUAUCAAACGUAUGCAACAAGAUUUUUUUAAAAAUUAUGGCCACCAUACAUUGCCAUUGUCAACAAAGCUAAUCACCACUCUUCAGACUGGUCAGCUGACACCUGGUGCCUUGUUCGAGAUCAGGGUUUAAGUCAAAUCAUUUGCUUUCAGUGCUGAGGCUUUGAUUGAAACCAGCAAAAUGGCUGGUCCCUAAUAGUACUUUCAGAGGUGCUGAUGGUAAGAAAUGGAGAGUUCAGAGAAGCUAGGGAGCCAUUGUUGCUUGCUAGUGCCAUUCUUCCAACAGAAAGGGUUUUGUAAUAGCUGUCCUGGAUGCUAUAUUCUUCCAACUAUUCAUCUUGAUUAAAAAUAGUUACAACUGCUGUUUCCAGAGAGUAAGUAGUUUGAAACUUGGGACUAAUAUAACACGGGAAUGACAUUUGAAAACACCUUUCAUUUGGGGUUCAACUUCAUAGCAUUAACUCCGGGGACCAAAGGGAGAGCACUGUUGCACUCAUGUUCUGUUUGUGGGUUUCCCAUAGACAUCUGGUGGGCCAGUGUGAGAACAGAAUGCUAGACUAAAUGAGCCUUUGUUCUGAGCCCAGUAGGUCUCUUCUUACGUGUUUCUGUGGCAUAACUGAAAACAGUAGUCCGUCCCUACAUGACCCAAUACAGGUUUCCCAGUCAAGUGGAUAGCUGAUCAGGGCAACCAUAGGCACUG